Ceratotherium simum simum (southern white rhinoceros) is the source of this 2602-nucleotide messenger RNA. RefSeq names its product lebercilin LCA5 (gene LCA5). NCBI's taxonomy places the organism in Eukaryota, Metazoa, Chordata, Mammalia, Perissodactyla, Rhinocerotidae. Gene Ontology annotation, biological process: intraciliary transport. The record is from RefSeq and is a predicted model, not a curated record. Gene Ontology annotation, cellular component: axoneme.
AGAAAGUGUGUCUUCUGGUUAUUAAUGUGAAUUGUGAACUGCGGAUCCGUAGAGAAAACAAACUGCACAGACAGGAAUAUUAUCAACAAAAUCUGAAGACUGAAAAAUGCUCUUCACGCUUGUCAUGGAUUUUUCAGGAGAAAAAAAUCUGUGAAAUUAUGUAAAUAGAGACCAUAUUUCAAAACCAUGGGGGAAAGAGGAAGAAGUCCAGAUACUGAUCAAGAAAGUAAGGCAGGCCAACACCGUUACUCUUACUGUUCAUCUGAUUUUGGAACUACACCGCGGUCUUCUGGCCGGUCAUCGCUGGUCAAUUCCUCUUCACCCACGAGUAUUAAGGGAAAAAAUCCUAAAAGACAAAUUUCAGAUAGCCAAGUGCGUCACCUUGUCCCUAGGAAACCAAGCCCUAAGGGUCCACCAAACAGAAAGGGAGUCCGAGUGGGAUUUCGCUCCCAGAGCCUCAAUAGGGAGCCACUUCGGAAAGAUACUGAUCUUGUUACAAAACGGGUUCUUUCUGCAAGGCUGCUAAAAAUCAAUGAAUUGCAGAAUGAAGUAACUGAACUCCAGGUCAAGUUAGCUGAGCUGCUAAAAGAAAAUAAGGCUUUGAAAAGGCUACAAUACAGACAGGAGAAAGCCCUGAAUAAGUUUGAAGAUACAGAAAAUGAAAUCUCACAACUUAUUGCUCGUCAUAACAAUGAGAUUACGGCACUGAAAGAGCGCUUAAGAAAAUCUCAAGAGAAAGAACGGGCAACUGAGAAAAGGGUGAAAGAUGCAGAAGGUGAACUAUUUAGGACAAAAUUUUCCUUACAGAAACUGAAAAAGAUCUCUGAAGCUAGACACCUACCUGAACGAGAUGACUUGGCAAAGAAAUUAGUUUCAGCAGAGUUAAAAUUAGAUGACACCGAGAGAAGAAUUAAGGAACUGUCAAAAAACCUUGAGCUGAGUACUAACAGUUUCCAACGACAGUUGCUUGCUGAAAGGAAAAGGGCAUAUGAGGCUCAUGAUGAAAAUAAAGUUCUUCAAAAGGAGCUACAAAGGCUAUAUCACAAAUUAAAGGAAAAGGAGAGAGAACUGGAUAUAAAAAACAUAUAUUCUAAUCGUCUGCCAAAGUCUUCUCCAAAGAAAGAAAAAGAAAUUACAUCAAGAAAAAAUGCUGCAUGCCAGAGUGAUUUUAUAGACCAGUGUACAAAAGGAGUACAAACCAGUGAAGACUUCGAGCUGGAAGAAUUUCCUAUAACAUCACAAACAGUUGUGUGUUAUGAAAACAAAUGGGAAGAACCUGAACGUGUUACUUUGGACCUGGAAUCUCAAGAGAGAAAUGAGCAUGAAGAAGCAGGGAUUCUAAACUCAAUUGUGGAAACAGAAGAAAAGUUUGUUAAAGAUCAAAGACUCCAUGUUGUAAAACAGGAGGUUGAGAAGCUGGACGAUGAGUGGGAAAGAGAAGAACUUGCUAAAAAGCAGAAAGAAAAGAAAUCUUUGCUGGAGAGAGAAGAAAAGCCAGCAUUGGAAACUGGAAGAUACCAAAUGGAAAUGUACCAGAUUCAAAAUACUGAUAAAUUAGAAGAAGAGGAAGAAGAAAGACUGAAGAGAGAAAUGCUACUUGCCAAAUUGAAUGAAAUCAAUAGAGAACUCCAAGAUUCUCGGAACCUAAAAUGUCCUCCUCUGCCGUUGCUACCUGAUUCGGAGUCAAAACUGCACUCCCUGAAGAGAAGCCCCAAAACAUACAAGUUCUCUGAAUCCUCAGAGAGAUUAUUUAAUGGGCAUCAUUUGCAAGACUUCAGUCUUUUAACUAAAGGAGAUGGUCAGAGUCCAGGAAAUACUAGAAGCCCAGCCUCUCCAGAUGAGCUUACGUUUGGCAGCUAUGUACCUUCAUUUGCAAAAACAUCAGAGAAGUCAAAUCCAUUUAGCCAAAAAAGUGGCCUUUUGGAUUUUCAAAGAAACAAUAUAGAUAAACUUAGUAAAGAUAGUGUAGAUUUAAUUACAAGAAAAGAGAAAAAAGCUAAUCUGAUGGAACAACUAUUUGGUGCCAGUGGCAGCAGCACCAUUUCCUCUAAAAGCGGUGACCCAGAUUCCCUGGCUGCCAGCAAAGGAGAGUUUGACCCUCUCAGUUUUCUCCCUGGGGAUAAAAGCAGCAGGGCUAGAGAACGUGAUGAAGAUGAUGACUUUUUCCUCAGUGAAGGAAGAAGUUUUAAUCCAAACAGGCACCGAUUAAAACAUGCAGACAAUAAGCCAGCAGUAAAAGCCGUUGAUUCUGUAGAAGAUGAAGUUGAAGAAGUAGCCCUGAGAUGACUGACUGCACAUUUUCUCCAAUUGUAAAUAUCAAAAUAUUUUAAUACGGUAUUGAUUAUAAACAUUUAGACCUUUUAAUAUUAAAAAGUCCUUAUUAAGGAAUGAUUUUUAAUAGAUAAAUACAGUGCAAAUAAAAAGAAGUGGAUCAUAUCACACCACAUGGCUAGUUUGCCAAGAAUGAAGGCAGCUCUUUUGAAGGAAACCAGAGAUAGAGAUGUGCCUUACUUGGUUCUGAGUUUUUCUUUACAAAUAGGUUUUAGCUCUCAAAUCAGCUGUAUGGGAAGUUUUACUCCAUUAGUGUUCAUAUUCAUUUCCA